ACCAUAAAUUAUUACUCACAACAAUUAUGUGAAAAAAUCCAUAGUGCACACAAAAUUGCUACUUUUUCACUAUAUCCAAGUUCCUCCGGAAUUCCCUAUCAGACAAUAGUAUAGUCUCAUACCUAUAUUUAUAAGAAAUUCAAAACAAGAUACAUGAGAAUGAAUAUAGAUAGAUAUACUCAAUAGUUUGGGAGCUAGUUUUACAAGUUCCCCCAGAUUCAAACAUAGAUAUAAUUGCUAUGUAUGAAUUUCACAAUAAUGACGUUGGUACCUCAUACAAUUUCAUACCUGUAUUUCUAGACAUUAUUCAACUACAUAUAGAUAGAUAUAGAGAUUCACCAAGUACAAUAGAUGCUUUUUUCCCUUGUACACUUGCAUGUAAACAUAGAUAUAAUUGUUUAGUAAUUGAAAAAUUGUGCCCGCUCAUGUUUAGUUAGUCGAUUACAGGUCAUGCUCACAAAGCGCUUGUUUACUAUAAUUGAGAGUUAGUAAACUAGAAUUAGAUUGGCGACUAUAAUUCAACAUGACAGUAGCUAAGCUCCCAGGCAAAUUUGAUUAUUUCUUUUGUAUCGGAUCUCCAAGACUUUUAAUACUUUUUUAAUCGUUUCACAUGUGUCCUUUCUUGAGGUGCCUUGAGAUCAAUUUUGAAGGAUGUUCAAGGACUUUUUCCCAGUUUUCAAUUUUAGUAUGGGAAGGUCGAGUCAGUAUUAGUUUUUGACGAGUCAAAACAAGUCAUAACUGUGCUGAGGACGAUACUAGUGUCGUAUGUAACAGGAUAGGAUUGUAAUAGGAUACAUCGGACGGUAGUUCUCUGAUUUUGUGAGUGAUUCGAAUGAAGAGUCUCCAGUAAUGAAGUUGCCGCUAUUUGGAUUACUGGCCAUCUUGUGUCUCAAUGAAGUUACCUCAUCAGUUGAAGACACACUACAUUACAGACUGAGAGACAUCCCUUCAAGACUGCAAGGUUUGGCCAAAGAAAUCUUCCCUAAUGGAAUUCCCAACGAAUUCUUGGACAUGUACAUACCCACUAAUGCCAACAGCUCAAUAUGUAGGAAUCACAGCGCAGUCUACUUGCAGGAGUUCAAGAACUUCACACCGUGGGCUCUACAGAUGUGGGACUCUUCUGGUAAACUGCCAGUCGGUCUGUACUAUGGAAACUUCUAUCACUUGGGGAGCUAUGAGGAAUGUAUGGAAGUGACGUCAUCCUCACCUUUCAAAGUUAGAAGCUGUCUCGUGCAAUUUGGCAACAUGAUUCGGCCACAGAAGACUCCAAAAAACUGGUUUCAGGAAGAAGUAGACACUAUCACAGGUGGUAUACCAGUUCUGAAGGAGAGACUGACAAUAGCAAUGUGUCUGCCAGCUUCUUGUAGUCUAGAGGAUUUAAGACAGCAUUACCAGCCUCUAGCCAGCAAGUUCAAUUCAUCCUUGCAUUUCGACCAGUAUAGUUGUUCGAAAACUAUUGAAGAGAUGAAAAUCACUAAGCUGGAGAUGUUCUCUUUUGUAAUGCUGCCCUGUAUGUUCGCUAUAGUGCUGCUCGCCACCAUUAUUGAUGCAUAUUUUCUUCAUUGUUUCAAAAAAGGAUUUUUGAAGGAGUUGAUUCGGUCUUUCUCAGCUGGUAGAAACGGCAGUUACCUGUUGAAGAGUAGUGACAGCUUCUCAUCAAUUGAUGGCAUCCGUUUCCUGAGCGUUCUCUGGAUUAUGAUGAGUCAUCACUCUCUGUUCGACAUUGUCAAGCCGGCUGUCAACUAUUUGAACAUAUCACAGCUCUAUUCCAAAUGGUACGCCACCGUAAUUCUGAAUGGAGUUCUAGGAGUGGACAACUUUAUAAUCAUCAAUGGAGUUUUGCUUACUUACUACUUCCUAAUCAAUAUGAAAGCUGGAAUAAAAUUCAACCUGCCUAUGUUCUAUCUUCACAGACUAAUCAGAGUAUUUCCAGCCUACUUAUUCCAAAUCCUGAUGACAAUGACACUUUACCCGAGGAUGUUUGGUGGUCCCAUGUGGGAGUACUUCGUGGGACGUCACAGAGAUAUUUGCCAAAAAAAUUGGUGGACAAACGUACUUUUCAUCAACAACUACGUGGAACCUGAUUUUCAGUGUAUCCCUUCAUCAUGGUACCUAUCAGUGGAUAUGCAGCUGUAUAUUCUGUCACCUCUCAUACUUAUACCGCUGUAUAGGUGGAAGAAGUCACCCAAAUACUUGAUUUCAGCACUUAUUAUAGUGGGCAACGUUAUUUCAUUUGGCGUAUCUUACUACAAUGAGUUUCCAGCUGGCAGUGUUGUAUCAAGUAACUACGACGCAGCAAGGAAGCACGCCGGCCAAUAUGUUACAACACAUACCAGAUUGGGUCCAUGGGGCGUGGGCAUUGGAUUAGGGUACAUACUCUUUCUAACCAGGGGCAAAAACGUCACCAUGAAUAAGAAUAUAGUGAGCCUCUGCUGGAUACUGUGUGUGGUAUGUGCCGGCUGUAUAUUCCAGUCAAUCACCUAUUUCCAUCAGGAUGAAAACCCCUACAACCGACUGCUAUCGUCUGCUUAUACCGGACUGGGAAGCUCUCUGUGGGCCCUGUGUAUAUCAUGGGUUAUAUUCGCCACCGAGCAUGGUUAUGGAGGUCCCGUAGGCAGAUUCCUGUCAUGGAACUUUUUUCAGCCACUGUCAAAACUCACCUAUGUGAUUUAUUUGGUACACGUUGGUGUGGAAUACGCUUAUUUGGCACUGAUCAAAUCGGCCGCUCAUUUUGAAGUUCUCUUUACGAUAAGGGAAACAGCUGGCGAAAUCCUGAUAAGUAUCCUGUUAUCUCCAAUAGUGUCUCUGGUAUUCGAAAUGCCAUUCAUAAAUGUGGAACGAGUUAUAAGGAAGAAAUUUCUUGGAUCCCAGAAAAGCAGAGUUCAAGAGUCAACCGAAAAACCUGGAGAUGGAAAACAGAUUGAGAAUUUGAAACUAGUGAAUAAAGCAUUUGUCAAAUGAAA
Messenger RNA from Nilaparvata lugens (brown planthopper), 2963 nucleotides. Its product is annotated as nose resistant to fluoxetine protein 6. The transcript has 14 exons. Gene Ontology annotation, molecular function: acyltransferase activity, transferring groups other than amino-acyl groups. The record is from RefSeq and is a predicted model, not a curated record. Bases 850 to 2961 code for a protein of 703 amino acids. Lineage: Eukaryota; Metazoa; Arthropoda; Insecta; Hemiptera; Delphacidae.